Molecule: messenger RNA, 1282 nt
Organism: Lepisosteus oculatus (spotted gar)
Lineage: Eukaryota; Metazoa; Chordata; Actinopteri; Semionotiformes; Lepisosteidae
Product: flavin reductase (NADPH)-like
Source: RefSeq, a predicted model, not a curated record
AGCGCAUCUUCCAGACAUCCUUUCAUAAGUGCUCUUCAACGCGCUGCAUAUUUGUGUCCUUGAGGUGGCUGAGCAGCUGUGGUGCUCUUUUCAAUCGCAGAACUUACACUUGGACAUCAAAGAUGAGGUUGGCUGUUCUGGGCGCCACAGGACAAACUGGGCAGCAGCUGGUGACACAGGCACUGCAGCAGGGCCAUUCAGUCACUGCUAUCGUCAGGAAUCUGACCAAGCUCACAGUGGAACACCAGAACCUGAAGGUCGUCGAGGGAAAUAUCUUCUCAGAGGACAGUCUCUCUCCUCACUUCAAGGGGCAAGAUGCUGUCAUUUCCUGCCUUGGCUUUCGUCUCUCGGUCUUCACUUCUGUUUCUGGAUUUUCAGAUUCUAUGAAAGCUACAGUGAAUGCCAUGAAGCAGGCAAAAGUGAACCGAAUAAUUGCAAUGUCGUCUUGGUUCUCUGAGCCUAACUCUAGCACAAACGCAGGCUACAUGGUGCGCUUUCUUAUCCUGCCGAUGAUCCGCAGCUUGAUGAACAAUAUGUACGAGAUGGAAACGGUUCUGUCCAAGACGGAGGAUAUCAACUGGACUGUGGUGAGACCUUCGGGCUUGACGAAUGAGCCAGCUACAGCAAAGGAGUUCCUGACGCACGAAGGAUACUUCGUACCGUACCCCAGUGAGGGCAGACUGGAAACCUCCAUCUCCCGGGCGGACGUCGCCCGAUUCAUGCUCUCGCUGCUCAACAGCAGCGCGUGGGACAGGAAAGGGGUGUCCAUGACGACCAAGUGAACCGCUCCUGGCCUCCCACGAAGGAGCUCGCGCGGCUGGGAAGCGGAGCGGGAGUUACAUAGGGAGUGAAUCAUGGGAGUCAUGUCAAUAUCCCUCAUGCACACCACGGCCGUCUGGAUUGCAUUCUAUUGGAAAUUUUUCCCAGAAAAAAUACUCUAAUUUUUGCUAUAGUCCUGGAUUAAAACGUGAUUUAAAGUUCAUAUAUUUCUAUCCCUUUGGUGGCUUUAGGCUAGGAAAAAACAUUUCAGUAUGUUUCAGCACUGAUAUUGGACUAGACAACAGAAGAAGCCUUAAAACAAAUCAAAUCAAUAAUUAUUGUAUUAAUUAUAGUGGCAUAUACACGGCUUAAAAGUCUGAAUGUAUUGUUGAUGUUUAACAACUUGUAAUAGUAUUGCUUGAAUAUAAUGUUACAUCUUGUCUUGCAUGAACACCAAAGCUAUGCCAACGUAUUUUAAUCCAUCAGUUAACUGAUAGGAUGCAAGGGAUAACAGGCUUUGCAG